This is a messenger RNA of Elaeis guineensis (African oil palm), 609 nucleotides long. NCBI's taxonomy places the organism in Eukaryota, Viridiplantae, Streptophyta, Magnoliopsida, Arecales, Arecaceae. The record is from RefSeq and is a predicted model, not a curated record.
AUGGAUUGGAUCUUCAAGGAUGAGUCCUCGCCAGCCAUCUUGGAGGCCAGCGGCGACUCCGAGACUGACUCUCUUUUGAUUGCACCAUCGAUGACUGCUGGAUUUGAUGAUGAUGAUGCAGAGUCUUGCAGCGGCCGUAGUGGUGAUGACAACGAUGCUUCUCCAAGGGAUGAGAGAAAGAUGUCUUGGAGGAGUUGGUUGGUAGAGUAUGCCUCGCAGUGCAAGCAUAUGAAAUUUGAUGAUGAGCAAGAGGGGGAUAGAUUAUGCACUCAUGGAACCACAGAAGACAAUGGAUUGAUGCCGAUGGAAGAGGAGAAGUCUAUGAUGGCAAGGGAGAGAGAGAGUGCACACGCCAGUCCACUGGCAUAUGGGGCAUUGCAAUUUUUUCGGCUCUACGACUUCACUGAGAAGGGUAAUGUUGAUCCAUCUCUUAAUGCAACUUAUGUAGCAUUCUCUAAAAUCCAAUGCAAGAAUUUAUCUGACAACACCAUUGCAGUACCUAUGAAACCUACAAGUAGCACUACUUCCAACAUCCGUCGCAACGAGAACUUGAAGUUGCAUCAAUGGUUGUUCCAAUCUGAUGUUGCACUCCUCACCAACCACUAUUGA